Messenger RNA from Arachis duranensis, 1604 nucleotides. Its product is annotated as protein IQ-domain 26. The transcript is spliced from 4 exons. The record is from RefSeq and is a predicted model, not a curated record. Gene Ontology annotation, molecular function: protein binding. The coding region runs from base 382 to 1533 and encodes 383 amino acids. NCBI's taxonomy places the organism in Eukaryota, Viridiplantae, Streptophyta, Magnoliopsida, Fabales, Fabaceae.
AUACAGAAAACAGCAGAACAAAAGAUGCAUUAUUCAUUUAUUUGCAGUAGUAUUAAUAUACAACACAACACAGAAUGAUAACGGUUCAUUUAUUGACCAAGUGUUAAAGAUGCAUGAGAGAAGUGAAGGGAGGAAGCAGAGGAUAUGGAAUGCUGCUUCACGAGCGUGUCAGACAUUUUAGGACAGAGAUCUCUUUCUUUUUGAGGACACGUCGCUCCACAACACAAUAGAGAAGGGGACAGAUGAACAACAACUAGAUGCAGAGAUUUCACUCUCUUUUCUGAGUUCCCCCAUUGGAGGAGUGCCCAUUUUUUAGGGUUCUGCAACUUUUGAACUGCUUUUUUCUUUCGAGAAUUUGAUUAUACCAAGAAACUGAAGCCAAUGGGGAGAGCCACAAGGUGGUUUAAGAGCUUGUUUGGGAUCAAGAGAGACAAAGAGCGCAGCCAUAAUUCAAAUUCUACCACCAAGUUGUGGGGUUCUUCUCAUUCGCGCUCAGAUUCCGGAGUUUUGUGUCACAAUCCAGCAACCAUUCCACCCAACAUUUCUCCUGCAGAGGCUGCUUGGCUGGAGUCCUUCUACUCCAAAACAGAGAGGGAGCAGAACAAGCAUGCCAUCGCAGUAGCUGCCGCCACAGCCGCAGCAGCCGAUGCAGCAGUGGCUGCCGCUCAGGCCGCGGUGGCAGUUGUGAGGCUAACUAGCCACGGAAGAGACAGCAUGUUUGGUGGGCUUGAGAAGUUUGCAGCUGUGAAGAUCCAAACCGUUUUUAGGGGAUUCUUGGCAAGGAAGGCAGUAAGGGCCUUAAAGGGUUUGGUGAAGAUACAAGCCAUUGUGAGAGGGUACUUGGUGAGGAAGCAAGCAGCAGAAACGCUGCAUGGUAUGCAGGCUCUUGUUAGAGCUCAGGCUGCAAUUCUCUCUCACAAAUAUGGCCGCGGACUCAGACACAUAAGGAAUGAUGCUUAUUGGUUGCCUACACAAGCAAGAAGAUCCUUGGAAAGGUUUGAUGAGACAAGGAUAGAGUAUAGAGGUCCAAGCGAGAGCAGAAGGCUAUCAUCAUCAUUUGAUGCAACAAUGAAUAGCAGCUAUGAUGGCAGCCCAAAAAUAGUGGAAGUGGACACUGGCAAGCCUAAGUCAAGGUCUCGAAGGACCAACAUAUCAAUGUCUGAUUUUGGGGAUGACCCUUUGUUUUCAUCUCCCUUGCCAGUCCCGUGCCGCGAUUGGGGACUAGUGGGGGAAGAGGGAAGGUCGUGGACGGCGCAGAGCACGCCGCGCUUGAACAGUUGUAGUUGUGGUGUUUUCAUGGAUAGUAGCUUGUUGAAGGGGCAACAAGGUCCGAAUUAUAUGGCUAAUACAGAGUCAUUUAAGGCGAAAAAGAGGUCUCAGAGCGCUCCAAGACAAAGGGGAGAGGCAAGUCCAAGUCCAAGGAACAGUUUGAGUGGGGUUGGGAUGUCCAAGAUUCAUUUAAAGAAUGCUGUCAUGGCUAAGCUUGAAAUGUCAGCAGAGUUUUGUAACCCACACAAGAUGAGACACAGAUAGCUUUUCCUUUCUAACACCCAUCAUUAGCCAAUACUUACUCAACAUCAUUGGAUGCUCCCCAUUGCUUUGCA